UAAUAAUUGCCAUUGUGAUCUGCGAAUUAUACACAUAUAACAUAAGAAUUGUCCCACUGACAUUUUAUGCAGGUUACUGGACAAGUCCAUUUAUCUUAUUUACUGCAGUAAUUUAUUCUAUUGAAAAAAGUAGACAAGAUGGAAAAUUUUACAAACUAGCCAUAUCCUUCGCUUUAUUCAGCUUGCUUGUAUGUUUGAUCGGUAUUAUGCUCUCGUUAUUUACAAUAUAUUGGAUUAUUGACAUCAUAGAUGCACAAGUUUAUUAUGAAUAUCGGGUAGAAAUCAUUGUUCAAACUGCAUUGCUUAUUUUGGCUAGUGGAAUAUGUCUAAUGGAUGUUUUCUCACUGACAUGUUGUUGCUGUUCAAAUGUUUCAACCGUAUCAAAAGACACAAUUACUCACCAAAAUAAUUUGAGAACUCAUUCGAAAAAUACACAACAAUCACCAACUCAACUUACUAAUGUCACAGAUCCUUUACAACUGCAUUCUUACCCCCAAGGAUAUCAGGUAAAUCAAGGUUAUGAUCAGAAUUAUAGUCAACCUAAUAACUUCCCACCACCUUAUAGUUAAUAGCAGGAACCUUAAAAUACAUUCAGUUAUAAACAUCUUUACUGUAAAG
Molecule: messenger RNA, 618 nt
Organism: Schistosoma margrebowiei
Lineage: Eukaryota; Metazoa; Platyhelminthes; Trematoda; Strigeidida; Schistosomatidae
Source: the annotation of a GenBank genome assembly